GUUGGCUCCUUGAGUGACAGUGAUACCACAUCUCCCACCGACCGUGUGUCACAUCCCCGGUAGAACGAACAGAUGAAACUCUUCAAAGAUGUCUCCCUUGUCGCAUGCGUGGCUGAGUUUGUCGGCAUGACCUUGUUUGUGAUAAUCGGUUGUGGCAGUGCGAUGGGUAUCCAGGGUUCCGGCAGCACAGGUGGCAGUGGCGGCGACGAAGAGAGCACUGCGGGAGAGACGACCUCCAUGAUUCCUGGUUGGGUUCUCAUGGUGGCCUUGGUGUUUGGCCUGUCCAUCACGACCUUGGCUUACACCAUCGGACACUACAGCGGCGGCCAAAUGAAUUGCGCUGUGACCCUGGGCCUGGUACUCACGGGCAACUGUGGGCUGAUGCAGGGAAUUUUCAACUUUGGCUCCCAAAUGAUGGGCUCUGUUUGCGGCGCCGCCAUCCUGUGUGCCAUCUUUCCGCCUGAGCUGGACAUGACUAAAAGCCUGGGGUCUAACAGUGUGGGUCCGAAGUGGCAUUGGUGGAACGCUGUGAUUGGCGAGAUGAUGGGCACCUUCCUGCUGGUCUUCGUGGUUCUCCAAACGGCUUGCAACCCAAAGUCGGCCAUGAACCGCAGUCAGGCUUGCAUCGCUAUCGGCCUCGCCGUCUUCAUGGCCCACUGUGUCCUGAUUCCCAUUGAUGGCUGCUCCAUCAACCCUACGCGCUCAUUUGGUCCAGCUCUCAUGUCCCUCACCCGGUUGGAGGCACCCAAGGUUGCCGAACCUACAGCUACGCUGGUGGGUGAGCCAUUGGCAGCUACCGUGGGUGCUGCAACGGAGCCAAAAAUCCAUGAUGACGACGAUGUGCCCGCCUUCUGGCACAGCAAGUGGGUCUUCUGGGUCGGCCCGCUCUUGGGAGCAUGCCUGGCUGCGGCCGUCUACGAGCUCAUGCUCAAGCUGGAUGCGGCUGCAGAGCCAGCAAAGGAGAUGGCCGCUGAGCCGGAGGCGGCAGAUGGUCUCCCAAGGAUCUUGGGCAACAAGGGAGGCAACAAAAAUCUCGGUCAGAAGGAGAGCACCUCGGCGAUGUCUUCCGAGGAGAGCACCUCGGCGAAGUCUUCCGAGGUAGUCUAGUGCAGCGUCAGUCGAGCUUAGCACUUGAGCAGGCCAGUACCUAUGGUCUGCAGUUUAAAACUUACAGUCUCCUUCUUUUCCCUUUGGCUGGGUCCAAUAAGAGGCUCAGGGCUCAUGGUUGGAGACAAUUUUGGGACACAACGUUUGCCCCUCUGGUAAACGAAUUAGGAAACAUUCAGCAUCUCAGUGCUGGCGACUGCGGAUUGCGUCGACCACACCACACAGUGCUGGAGAGUCUUGGAAAACAA
Molecule: messenger RNA, 1355 nt
Organism: Cladocopium goreaui
Lineage: Eukaryota; Dinophyceae; Suessiales; Symbiodiniaceae
Source: the annotation of a GenBank genome assembly